GCAGUGAAUGUCAUGAAAUCGAAACACAAGUCAGCAUCAACAAAACACAACUCUUAUCCGACCAGAAAGAAGGCAACAUGCAAAUAUUGUGGAUACGAAUACCCACAUCAAUCAGGAAAAUGUCCGGCGGACGGAAAGACGUGCACAUACUGCAAAAAGAAAGGUCAUUUUGAAAAAGUGUGCAGGUCCAAGCAGAGAAAUCGUAGGAAAAAUGUAAACAGAAUGGAUGAUGAAAGCUCUCAAAGCGAAACUGAAAGUGAAACUAGAAGCGAAAGUGAAAAUGAAAAUAGCAUAUUUGGAUUAUCAGUGAAUUCGUUGCAGUCAUCAAGACCUAAUUUGACCAUCCAAAUAAACGGUCAGUCUGUCAAGGCAUUGAUAGACACAGGGUCGUCUAUAAAUGUAAUUGAUGAAAGGACAUACAGCAAGCUAAAAAACAAAGUGACUCUCAGUAAGGUAGACACGAAAGUAUAUGCUUAUGGUGCUAAUAAAGUAGACUUAUUAGGAAAGUUCCAGGCGACAAUUGAAACCAAACACAAGAUCACAACAGCUCCAGUAUAUGUGGCAAAAGGUAAAAGUGGCAACUUGUUAUCUUAUUUGACAUCUGUUGAUCUCCAGGUUAUUCCUGAAAUAAGUGUCAUAACACAGAAUAAGGUCGAUGAACUUUGCGAUAAAUAUGGAUCUGUCUUCAAGGGUAUUGGAAAAAUGAAAGACACUGAAGUAAAGUUGUAUGUUGACAAAAAUGUGCAACCUGUCACUCAGCCGCACAGACGCAUACCUUUUCACCUGAGAAAACAAGUUGAAGAUGAGCUCCAAAGGCUUGAAAAGUUAGACAUCAUUGAGAAAGUAGAUGGUCCGACAGAUUGGCUAUCACCGAUAGUGGUGGCUCCGAAGCCCAAAAGCAAAACAAACCAAAUAAGGAUUUGUGUUGACAUGAGAUUGCCUAAUCAAGCAAUAAAACGCACAAGACAUAUAAUUCCUACUAUUGAUGAUAUGAUCGUGGACUUAAGCGGUGCUAAAGUGUUCUCUAAAUUAGACUUGAAUCAGGGAUAUCACCAGCUGGAACUAUCAGAACAAUCACGAAACAUUACGACAUUCACCACACAUAUUGGACUGAGAAGAUACAAACGCCUUAGCUUUGGAAUAAAUAGCGCUGCGGAAAUUUUUCAAAACGCUUUAAGUACGACUCUAGAGGGAUUAGAUGGUGUGAAAAAUAUUUCGGAUGACAUAAUCGUAUAUGCUAGAAACCAAACAGAGCAUGACAGAAGGCUUGAAGCAGUCUUAAAGCGACUACAACAAAUGAACAUUACGCUAAUAAAAAGAAAUGUGAAUUCAACCAGAACAAAUUAG
Messenger RNA from Mercenaria mercenaria, 1347 nucleotides. RefSeq lists its product as uncharacterized. Gene Ontology annotation, molecular function: aspartic-type endopeptidase activity. Lineage: Eukaryota; Metazoa; Mollusca; Bivalvia; Venerida; Veneridae. Gene Ontology annotation, biological process: proteolysis. Bases 13 to 1347 code for a protein of 444 amino acids. The record is from RefSeq and is a predicted model, not a curated record. The transcript has a single exon.